Haliaeetus leucocephalus (bald eagle) is the source of this 1839-nucleotide messenger RNA. RefSeq names its product EYA transcriptional coactivator and phosphatase 4 (gene EYA4). Gene Ontology annotation, biological process: cell differentiation; positive regulation of DNA repair; negative regulation of extrinsic apoptotic signaling pathway in absence of ligand. Gene Ontology annotation, molecular function: protein tyrosine phosphatase activity. Gene Ontology annotation, cellular component: nucleus. The record is from RefSeq and is a predicted model, not a curated record. Lineage: Eukaryota; Metazoa; Chordata; Aves; Accipitriformes; Accipitridae. Bases 1 to 1839 code for a protein of 612 amino acids. The transcript has 18 exons.
AUGGAAAUGCAAGAUCUAGCCAGUCCUCAUAAUCUUGUUGGAAGUAGUGAUGCGCCGGGUAGUUCCAAACUGGAUAAACCUAAUCUCAGUAGCACAUCGGUUACAACAAAUGGAACAGGAGGAGACAACAUGACUGUGUUAAACACUGCAGACUGGUUGCUGAGUUGCAGUACUCCCUCUUCUGCAACAAUCAAAACAGAACCCAUGAACAGCAGUGAAACAACAACUACAACUGGAGAUGGAUCGCUUGACACUUUUACUGGGUCAGUAAUAACAAGUAGUGGCUACAGCCCAAGAUCAGCGCACCAGUACUCUCCACAGAUAUAUCCCUCCAAUAGGCCCUAUCCACACAUUCUUUCUACACCAGCAGCUCAAACAAUGUCUGCCUAUGCCGGACAAACCCAGUAUUCAGGAAUGCAGCAACCAGCGGUCUAUACAGCCUACUCACAGACAGGACAGCCGUACAGCUUGCCCACUUACGAUUUGGGUGUAAUGUUGCCAGGCAUCAAGACUGAAAGCGGGCUCUCGCAGACCCAAUCACCACUGCAGAGUGGGUGCCUCAGUUACAGCCCAGGGUUUUCCACCCCACAGCCCGGCCAAACACCCUACUCUUAUCAGAUGCCAGGUUCUAGUUUUACACCAUCAUCCACUAUUUAUGCAAACAAUUCUGUUUCAAAUUCUACAAACUUCAGUAGUUCACAACAGGAUUAUCCAUCAUACACAGCUUUUGGCCAAAAUCAAUAUGCACAGUAUUACUCAGCAUCAACAUAUGGUGCAUAUAUGACCUCAAACAACACGGCUGAUGGCACUUCUUCAUCAUCAUCAACCUACCAGUUACAGGACUCUCUCCCUGGCCUGACUAGUCAACCAGGUACAGAUCUACAUUCAGGGGAGUUUGACACAGUGCAGAGCCCCUCUACGCCAAUCAAAGAUCUUGAUGAGAGAACAUGUAGGAGUUCUGGGUCAAAGUCUCGGGGUAGAGGGCGGAAGAAUAAUCCAUCACCCCCUCCGGACAGUGACUUGGAGCGUGUAUUUGUUUGGGAUUUGGAUGAAACAAUCAUAGUUUUCCAUUCGCUGCUUACAGGAUCCUAUGCACAGAAGUACGGCAAGGAUCCGCCAAUGGCCGUGACCCUUGGACUGCGAAUGGAAGAAAUGAUUUUUAAUCUUGCUGACACACAUUUAUUUUUUAAUGAUUUAGAGGAGUGUGAUCAAGUUCAUAUAGAUGAUGUUUCUUCUGAUGAUAAUGGACAAGACCUAAGUACCUACAGUUUUGCAACUGAUGGCUUCCAUGCAGCUGCAAGUAGUGCAAACCUUUGUCUGCCAACAGGUGUAAGAGGAGGGGUUGACUGGAUGAGGAAGCUGGCUUUCCGUUACAGAAGAGUAAAAGAGUUGUAUAAUACUUACAAGAACAACAUAGGAGGACUCCUGGGUCCUGCUAAAAGAGAUGCAUGGUUGCAAUUAAGAGCAGAAAUUGAAGCUCUGACAGACUCCUGGCUAACAAAUGCACUUAAAUCAUUAUCAAUUAUCAGCACAAGGAGUAACUGUGUAAACGUGUUGGUAACAACAACCCAGCUUAUCCCAGCACUUGCAAAAGUUCUGCUAUACAGCUUAGGAGGAGCUUUUCCUAUUGAAAAUAUUUACAGUGCAACCAAAAUAGGAAAAGAAAGUUGCUUUGAACGAAUAAUGCAAAGGUUUGGCAGAAAAGUAGUAUAUGUUGUAAUUGGGGAUGGUGUAGAAGAAGAACAGGCAGCAAAAAAGCACAACAUGCCUUUCUGGAGGAUAUCCAGUCAUUCGGACCUCUUGGCUCUCCAUCAAGCACUGGAACUAGAGUAUUUGUAA